Messenger RNA from Salmo salar (Atlantic salmon), 3388 nucleotides. RefSeq names its product zDHHC palmitoyltransferase 14 (gene zdhhc14). Gene Ontology annotation, molecular function: protein-cysteine S-palmitoyltransferase activity. Gene Ontology annotation, cellular component: Golgi apparatus; endoplasmic reticulum. The record is from RefSeq and is a predicted model, not a curated record. NCBI's taxonomy places the organism in Eukaryota, Metazoa, Chordata, Actinopteri, Salmoniformes, Salmonidae. Gene Ontology annotation, biological process: peptidyl-L-cysteine S-palmitoylation; protein targeting to membrane.
ACUAACGUGUGCGCGCAUGUGUUUGUUGUUGGGGCUGCUGUACACUGUAGGCAGCCGCAACACAGGCAACGGGUGGCGAGCUGUUGUUGCAGUGAUACAAAUGUCUCUGCUUUCAAAACCAUGAAGGCAUGAACAUAAGAUUACGCGUCUCCACAACAACACUAUAAAAUCAUUAUUUUACCGAAUCGAGAGAACUUUGAGAAACGAAGACCGCGGACACGACGUUAUUGUACUGGCGGCUUGAUUCGAGAGCCGUGCACCUCUAGAAAAUCAAAUCGGCGCUAUUCUGCAGUAAAAUGCUCGUCUUUUAUUUUGCGUAUAUCCUCGUUGGAGAAUUGCAUUUUUAUACACCGAGUGGCUAAACGAUUGGUUGACAUAUAUCUUCUCUGCACUUAAAUGUGAAAAGCAUUAUUCUCUUUUAAGGACACUCGAAGGACGUCUUUAUGACUGUGUUUCUUCUCGCGUCCUCCACAUUUUUUGAUUGCAUUGUGUUUACAUAAGUCUGGCCAGUAACGCCUCGCUAGUAGCUACAUUUACAGUUUUUAAAAACACAAUGGAAGUGUUAUUCAAACAAUUGAGGCUAUGUUUAUUUUCACACUGACAAAGUGGCAUAGCUGAUCAAAUUCAGGAGGAUGCACGUCCAGAAAAUGAAACUUAUUUUAAAAAGUAUUUAAGAUUUUUUUUUUGUACUGCAAUGUAUUGUACAGAAAUGUACAUUUUCUGACAGCAUUACAUCAUCACUGUGCCAAAGGAUCAGGAACAAGCACGGAGCACGUCUUUAACCCCAUUUAUCAGCUGCCCCUGAAUUCUUUGUAUUGUUUUGCAAGGUGCACUAUUUACAGAUGCAUCUCGGACUUGAUGAGCCGGUGCGAGAAUGUCAGUAUAAUCAGAUCUGCACGCACAACUCAUCGUCUAUGGAGACCUCCGGGCACAAAAAGAAGAGGACUCCCCGCAGGAAGUGGCAGAUCUUCCCUGGCCGAAAUAGAUUCUACUGUAAUGGAAGGGUCAUGAUGGCGAGACAGACCGGGGUCUUCUACCUAACCCUGGUCCUCAUCAUGGUCACCAGCGGGCUUUUCUUUGCAUUCGACUGCCCAUUCCUGGCGUCCAACCUGACCCCGGCCAUCCCGGUAAUCGGAGGGGUGCUGUUUGUCUUUGUUCUGGGGAUGCUGUUCAGAGCUAGCUUCAGUGACCCGGGAGUCCUGCCCCGUGCCACGCCCGACGAGGCUGCCGACUUGGAGAGACAGAUUGACGCCGCUAAUGGCCCCAGUGGUCCAGGGUACAGGCCGCCCCCGAGGAUCAGAGAAGUGGUCAUCAACGGGCAGACGGUCAAGCUUAAGUACUGCUUCACCUGCAAGAUCUUCAGGCCCCCACGGGCCUCGCACUGCAGCCUGUGUGACAACUGUGUAGAGCGUUUUGACCACCACUGUCCCUGGGUGGGGAACUGUGUUGGGAAGAGGAACUACCGUUUCUUCUACCUCUUCAUCCUGUCCCUCUCCUUCCUCACCGUCUUCAUCUUCGCCUUCGUUAUUACACACGUCAUCCUGAGAUCCAAACGGACAGGCUUCCUCAGCGCACUCAAAGACAGCCCUGCCAGUGUGUUGGAGGUGCUGGUGUGUUUCUUCUCGGUGUGGUCCAUUAUGGGCCUGUCGGGCUUCCACACCUACCUCAUCAGCUCCAAUCAGACCACCAACGAGGACAUUAAAGGCUCGUGGUCGACCAAACGGGCGAAGGACAACUACAACCCCUACAGCUACGGGAACAUCCUGACCAACUGCUGUGCUGCCCUCUGUGGUCCUCUUCCACCCAGUCUUAUUGACAGAAGAGGCUUCAUCCAGCCAGACACACCCCAGCCUGUGUCACACUCCAAUGGGAGCAGCAUGUACAACUCCACCCAGCUUCACAUUCACAUGUGUGACCAAGAGCACUGCAUUCAGAGCACCAAAUUCCUUUUGCAGGCUGCCGCUACACCCCUGCUCCACAGCAACCCUGUCAUGAUGGGCGGAGAGGGACCCACUCUCCCUGGGAAGAGUUCCCUGGGGGGCCCCUGUGCCUCACUGGCCCCCAGCCAGCCUUCCCUGCCCUCCUCCAUGCCCGGCCUGGGCUGUGCGGGGGACAUGCUGACCCUGAGGGACCCAGACACCCACUGCCACCACCAUCACUUUGUCAGUCCUGAGGAGACGCCCUCGCCCGGCCCCAUGCCUCUGACUCUGCCCUGCCCCGCCCACAUGACCCACGGGGGACACAUGAACCCGGCCCAGCUCUACGACCCUGCCAGCCAGGACUCUCUGCACGAGGACUCUGUCAGGGGCCUGGUUAAACUCAGCUCUGUCUGAGACUCUCCCCCUGGCACUUUGGAAUCACUACCCAGACUCUGUCAGCGUGCCAAAUGACACCCUAUUCAAUAUGUAGCACUACUUUUAAAAAGUAGUGCACUAUAUAGGGAAUAGUGUGACAUUUAAGGCGCUACCCCAGCCCCCUCACUCCACACUGCCGGCUCAGUGCCAAAGCCAUAAUUCCUGUUCCCCAACAUUCCACCCCAGCCCUCGCUCCCUCCUUCCCAUCCAGAUUUGUGCCCCCCACCUGUUGUGAUAAGCUAUUCUAGUGCCAAACAGACAGAGCCUCAGUCUCCACUGUACUUGACCAGGACCAAAAUCAAGCUUCUAAAUCCCCCUUCCUCUUCACAGUAGUAUACCUAGUGCCCUACAAGGAGUCUACCAGGCCUGGAUACAGGUCCAGGCUUCUGCCAAAGGCUCACGACUUGUGCUCUUUUGGGGGAAGCCAUCUACCUGGACCAGGCGGUCAUUGUCCGGAAAUGAAACUGACUCGCUCUUCUCUUGUCAGCCAAACCGCCGUACCAAGGCGGUUGCCAUUUUGGUUUGCUGACAUCCAAGGACACGCACAGCGGGACAAGGGGUCUGUUGAUUAGCUAGAAAGACAUGAAUCAGGACUAAAUAUAGGACUUGUUUAUAGUUUGAUAUCUGUGUCAUGUGUCCUGAGUCAAGUGACACUCAUUUAUACAAUAGUAAUGGAUACAGCCAAUCAGUGUUGGCCCUGAACACAGAAGAUGUCACUUCCUGUUUCGGAUUGUGUCAACGCUGUAUGUGUUGAUUGGUAGUGUUCAUCAGUCCGUUCCUGUGUCGGUGUGACGCUAGCCGAAUUACAUUUUUGUUUCAUUCAAAUGUGAUGCCAAAACAUCAUGGGUGCAUCCCAAAUAGCACCGUCUCUAUUUAGUGCACUACUUUUGACCAGGGCCAAAAGGACUUUGGCAAACGUAAUGCACUAUAUAGGGAAUAGGGUGCCAUUUGGGACGUAGAUAAUAAGUAAUGUGAUGAUUGUACCAAGAAAUUCUCAUUUACUUAUUUUUAAUGAAUAAAUUUGCAUAUUUUUA